Molecule: messenger RNA, 2545 nt
Organism: Brienomyrus brachyistius
Lineage: Eukaryota; Metazoa; Chordata; Actinopteri; Osteoglossiformes; Mormyridae
Exons: 5
Coding region: 45-698 (217 amino acids)
Source: RefSeq, a predicted model, not a curated record
CUCCGGAGGUCCUACAGUCCAAUGUUGAUCCCACCAAUGUGGAUAUGAAGGAGAAGCCGAUGGCUGACCAGGAUGGCAAAAAGCCAAGCAUCACCACCGACAGUGAGCUUCCUAGGAAGGACACUGAUCCUGCUGGAGAGAAGAGUGAAUCUGACAAAAGGAUGAAUGUAUCAACAAUGGAACAUUCCACUGUCCCCUCUGGAGAUCUUAUUCCGUUUGUUUGCACCAACUUCGACUCUCUGCAGCAACUGAAGACUAUGUGCCUCCACUUGGUUAUUUCCUUCUGCUUUUGCUUCUGUUUGUCAAGUCAUUCCUCCAACAUUAAGGUUCACAUGCUGGUUGCUGGAGAAACUUUCAAUGUUCAUAAGACCUUCAUGAAAAAGCUGAACCUGCAGAUGGAGCUCUGCAGUGCAGAGAGCAGCAGCGUCAUACUGGUCUUCUGUCCUGUUGUGUCUCGGAUUGGGACAGACAUGGAGGCAGCCAUGGCCAGAGAUACAGAUAACAAACCUGUCAUCCUGGUGCUCAUGCACCACUGUCACCACCCCAGUCACAUGACCAACAUCACAGUGCAACCAUGCAGGAGCAACAUAGUGCAAGUCGUCCACUGCGCCUUCCAUGUAUCUAAAGGGCUGCUGCGAUGCCGGGAAAAUGAACAGGCAGUUGCUAAGGUGCAAGCGAUGCUGAAGAAAUACAAGUGAAGAAGCACACAUGGCACAGGGGAGAAUGGAUUGCAACUACUAAUAAACUACUAACACUGUGUACACAUGAUUUUAAUCAUAGUUCGUUAUACUUAGACUUUGUAAUUCUGUCCUUUAUUUUAGGAAUUUAUUGUAAUAUGUGGCUUAUAGAUUAAUAAUUAUUGGCAGCAGUCAAGGACAUUUAAACAACUUGUCUUGGGGACCUAAGUGUUGCAGGUUUGGGUGCCAGUGAAAAUCACUACAGUGACACUGUAAAGCAGUGGAACUUUAUUUUUGUUUGAACUCCAAGACCUUGUCCACACAUACACGGGUAUUUUUAAAAACAGUGAAACAAUCAUGUAAACACAUACGUGACAUACACAGGCAACGUUUAAACAAAGAAGUCUUUCUUCGAGGGACUGUGUGUCUGUUGUAUGUGAGGAAGUAAGUGUGUGUGGGGGGGGUUGUGUUAUGGGCCCUUCAAGACUCUUUAUUCAUUGUUCAGCCACUUAUCAACCCUUAAAUGUGCCCCCCCCCCCCUUAACCAGCUCAUACCUGGAUUGGACCCCUUACCUGAAUGCCCUGGCUGUUAUUCCUAGGUCUCUGAGUUUGAGCCAUAAAACUUGAAACUCUUUGCCUUCCUUGUUAUCUGGAUCUCCCUGAACAUGUGUGUCUGAGGUUGUGUAUGUGUGUGUGUGUGUGUGUGUGCGUGUGUGUAUGUGUGUGGGGGGUUGUGUGUGAGUGGGCGUGUGCAUGUGCUGGAAUCAUUAACCCCCCCCCCCUUGUGCCUUGACCAUCUAGUACCCCUUGUACCAGGCUGGACCUUAUCUCAAGGGUUCCAAACCUUCGGGCCUUAAAACUUGGAAUGUUAGCCCUGGUGUGUGUGUGUGUGUGUGUGUGUGUGUGUGUGUGUACAAUCCCACAGGUAUUUACUCAAGAAGAUAUAAGCAGCAUACCUGUUAUAACUUAGAAUGUGACUCCACCUUUGACUAAUAUAUGUAUUACUGAUGUCGAUGUGUUACAAGGUCUGGCUAAACUGAAAAUGAAUGAGUCUCAUAGCCCUGAUGGCAUCUAACCUACAGUUUUAAAGUAGAUGAUUAUCUGUAGACCUUUAACUUGGCUAUUUCAGGUAUGACACCUAUUUUCAAAAAAGGGAGGUAGAAGUGGUUGAAUACCUAGACCCUAAUAACAUUCUGAGGAACAGACAACAUUGGUGUAGGAGGGGUAGAUUCCGUCUGACUAAUCUACUUGAGUUUUUUGCGGAGGCCACAAGGAAAAUUGAUCGAAAUAAGGCCUAUGAUGUGAUUUAUUUAUUUUUCCAGAAGAUCUUUGAUGUAGUCCACACAAACAAUUCCUGCUUAAGCUCAAAGCAGCAGGUAUGUUAGGAACUGUGCAAGAUUUGAUCAAAAAAACGGUUAUCCGAUAAAAAGCAGCAGGUAGUUAUUUGAGACACAAAGUAACAAUGGGCCUGUGUCAAUAGUGGGGGGGACCCCAGGGUUCAGUAUUAUGUCUCCAUAUUUCUGUAUUGGAAAAUUCAAUUGACAGCCAAUAAACUGUUGUGCUGAACUCUGGCUAUUAGGCUGGAUUGAUGCCAGUUUUGUAAACACUUCUCCGUAAUCAUUGUGUUGUCAUGUAAUUGUGCUUGGUCGUUGUGUAAAGUGUAGUGUAAAUGUGUACUGCUGUAUAUAGUGUAUCUGUGUUCCUUUAUGUGUGCCCACCGUGCCUGCUGGCCUGCUUACUCCUAAUACGCACGGUGGGCAGUGCGAAUAAUAACAAAUAUUACAAGCGACAUGGCUCGAUCGGCACCCCACUUUUACAAUACUUUUGUUUAAAAUGUCUGGUGCUGAUGAAACUUGUCAGGACUUAUU